AUGGAAGAUCCACUUGACGGCAAAUCAGCUGAAGACAUUAAAGAAGCACUAGAAAACAGUAAUCAAGCCUUAGCUUUGGCAAGGAUCCAGGAGUAUUUGGAGAAGAAGAAAAAUACUCCACUAAAUAUUGCCGUCACAGGAGAGUCAGGCUCUGGUAAAUCCACCUUCGUGAAUGCCUUCAGAGGCUUACAUGAUGGUGAUGAAGGAGCUGCUCUCACUGGUUUUAAAGAAACCACCAAGGAGGUUACAUCAUACCCCCAUCCUAACUUUCCCAACGUCACACUGUGGGAUCUUCCUGGUAUUGGCACCACCAAGUUUCCAGCUGACAAAUACCUGAAGCAUGUUGGAUUUGAAAGGUUUGACUUCUUCAUCAUCGUCUCAUCUGAUCGCUUCAGAGAAAAUGAUGUGAAGCUCAUUAAGGAGAUUCAGAAGAUGGGGAAAAAGUUCUACUUUGUUCGCUCAAAGAUCGACCAUAACUUACGUGAUGAGAAAAGAAAGAUGAAGAUAAUGAAGUCAAAGUUCAAUGUUGAAAAGAUUCUCAAAGAAAUCAGGGAAGACUGCACUCAAGGUCUUCAGCAACAAGGUGUCAGGUCUCCACAAGUCUUCCUGGUGUCCAGUUUUCAUCUGGAGCGGUAUGAAUUCGCUCUCUUGUGGAAAACCUUAGAGAGAGAGCUUUCUGCACACAAGAGGCAUGCUCUGCUGUUGGCCAUGCCCAACAUCAGCCUGGAGGUCAUCAACAAGAAGAAAGAGGCUUUCCUAUCCGAAAUAAAAUAUUGGGCUCUUCUUAGUGCAGGUGGAGCAGCUGUACCGGUUCCUGGGUUUUCUUUUGCCCUUGAUUUGGGAGUGUUGGUUGUUGUUGUCACACGAUACGUAUAUGGGUUUGGUCUUGAUGACUCAUCACUGCAUUCCCUUGCUAACAGAUCAAAUGUGCCAUUGGAUGAUCUGAUGAAGAUCAUUGUUUCACCACUGGCUGCAAAAAAAAUAACCCGUGAUCUUGUCCUGAAGGCUCUUCUUCCAUUUGGAAAUGCAGCUAAGUUAAUGGCAGCAGAAGAAGCGUCAAGGUUUAUUCCAAUAUUUGGAAUCCCAGCAGCAAUGGGCCUCUCUUUUGUCUCCACCUACAGAAUUCUAAACACGUUCCUCGACAUGCUUGCUGAGGAUGCACAGAGAGUGUUUAAACUGGCCCUGGACAUAUCCAAGUCCAGGUGUGAGGUGCCAGUGCGAGAGAGUUUCCCUAAGACCCUCCAGGGAGGAGCCAGGAGAAGCUUCUGCAGCGACUGGUACAAAUCUCACCCCUGUUCAGUGAGACUGGGUGUUGGGAGUCCGAUUAUUUUAGCAGCAAUAUUGGUGAUGCGUGUGAGUUUGGCCCGGUUGGUGACAGUUAGCAUGUUGAAGAAGCAGGAGGAGCAGGAGGAGCAGUAUGUGAGGAUGGGCUUUGCUUUGAGCAACUGGUCAAUCAUCAGCUCUAUUGCUCUGGACCUAUCUGCAGCCUUCAACACUGUUAACCACCGAAUCCUCCCUACACUCGAUGAGCUGAGUGGUUCUGGUUCAGCCCCCAGAUGGUUCAAGUCCUUGGAAGUAUCUUGGGACAAGGAAGUGUCCAAACUACUAAACCUAUCCACUGGGGUGCCUCAAGGGGGGCAAUGGAUCAGCGUUCUCGUCGCGCCCUCCGUCAGUACCCGGGCUUGCUCGGGGAAGCAAAUGAUCCUACCAUGCCUGGACGAAGAAAUUGCUGCACUCCUACAAGCGAGAGCUCCUGGCGCCGAAAAAUCAGUGACCCUAAAGGGGCCGACCAGCUCUCUCCCCAUGAUUCGGCCCAAAACAUGCCUCGCCACCUCCUUGCUGACGUCGCAGCCUUGUUGGGACAUGGUGGCCGCCCACCAACCAUCCACCACUCCAUCCUUCUGGACCAUCCAGGGUUGCACGGCACUCAUCAGUGAACAAGACUCAGCAAGAACAAAUUUCUCCCCCUGCCUGUCACAGCGAGUUAUUAAAACCAUCACUGUCCAAAAAAAGGUGAAGGAUCUACAAAUCAUCUGUAAAUCAAUCUGUAUCUCAGGAAUUAAUAGGUCUCUGCUCCGGUCUGAUCAGGAAGGAAGACGCCUUCAGAGAGCUAUGGAUAAUCCAUUUGAAGAUGAAAAAAUCCAAAAAAUUAAAGAAAUUAUGACAGCUGAAGGAUCUGCCGCAGCGGCUGCAAAGAUCCAGGAGUGUUUGGAUGAGCAGAAUAAUAUUCCACUAAAUAUUGGCAUCACAGGAGAGUCUGGUUCUGGUAAAUCCACCUUUGUUAAUGCCUUUAGAGGCGUAGACAACAGGGAUGAAGGAGCUGCUCCAACUGGUUGUGUAGAAACCACCAUGGAGCCUACACCAUACCCCCAUCCUAACUUCCCCAACGUCACACUGUGGGAUCUUCCUGGUAUUGGCAGCCCCAACUUUCUAGCUGAAAAAUACCUGCAGGAUGUUGGAUUUGAAAGGUUUGACUUCUUCAUCAUCGUCUCAGCUGAUCGCUUCAGAGAAAAUGAUGUGAAGCUCGCUCUGGAGAUUCAGAAGAUGAAGAAAAAGUUCUACUUUGUUCGCUCGAAGAUUGACGAUAACUUACGUAAUGAAGAAAGAAGUCAGAGGGAGUUCAACGCAGAAAGAACUCUUCAAGAGAUCAGAAAAUACUGCAUUGAAGGUUUUGGAAAACAAGGUGUUGAAUCUCCACAAGUCUUCCUGGUGUCCAGCUUUGAUCUCCACCUGUAUGACUUCCCUCUUCUGCAGCAGACCCUCGAGGAAGAACUUCCUGCACACAAGAGGGAUGUUCUGCUGUUGGCCAUGCCCAACAUCAGCCUGGAGGUCAUCAGGAAGAAGAAAGAGGCUUUACAAGCUAAAAUAAUGCUCUACGCCUCUGCAUCUGCACUUGCAGCAACUGUACCCGUCCCUGGGCUCUCUUGUUCUGCCGAUUUGACCAUGCUGGCUGUUGUCAUUAAAGGGUACCAAGUUUCUUUUGGUCUUAAUACUGAGUCACUGCAGAAUCUUGCUUGUCGUACAAAAGUGCCUUUGGAGGAUCUCAGAGCAGUGAUGAUGUCACCACUGAGUGAAAAAAAAAUAAACGUAGAUUUGAUAAUUAAGGUGCUGUGUUUUACUGUGGCUGAUCUUACUAUAAUAGCAGCAGAGGAAGGGUUCAGAUUUGUUCCAUUCAUUGGAAUCCCAAUAGCAUCUGCCCUUUCUUUUGCCUUCACCUACAAAGCUCUCAGUACUUCCCUUGACAUGCUUGCUGAGGAUGCACAGAAGGUGUUUAAAAAGGCUCUGGGUUUGGACACAGCAGUGUGAUGUGUCAGAAUAAUCUGUUAUUCUGUCUCUGUGUGACGAACGUCACUAUCUAUGCAUGCGUAAUUCACUAUGUGUGUGUGUGUGUGUGUUUUCUCUGUGCAUGCAAGAUGCUUUGCUACUAUGCUCAUGUGCUAAUAUUGUUUUUAAAUUAUGAUUGAACUAAAUAAAUUUACUGCAUCUGCUUAAACUUCACCUGCCCUAUUUGGAGUAAGAUUAUAUAAUCACAAAAAGAUAUAUUUUAUGUUUUAUAUUUUAUGUGGACAUUGCAAAGUCUUUGUCUCCAAUAAUAUCUCUGCCAAUCAUAACAAGGCAGGAGUUUGUGUUUUGAAUGUUUUGAUAACAGGUCAGGUCACAGAUAUGGGGUGCUGAGCAGAAAGAUAACUGACUUCUCUGCUUGGUGACAUGACAUGUCCUGAUAUUGAUUAAAACUGACAAAUCAAAGGAUUCGCAGGAGGCACCUUUGAGGAAGAGUUCAACCUGCAUUCUUAGUAAACAUUGUUAGGUUAUAAAACUGGGUUUUAGGGAAAUGACACUUGGUCCAGCCUUCAUGAACUGAUCAGCCUUUGUGUAAUCAGGGAUGUGUAGUUUGAACUCAGAGACUCUGUAACUGCACAUUUUUUUGACGUAUUGUAAUAAAGUGAAGUUAAACUGAGAACUCGGACGUCUCCUGCUCAUCAUUCCCCAUCAAACGAUCUGUGCAGAGAAAUAGGUGAGGAUUAUGUGUUGGAGUCAGAUAAUUUAAUUUAAAGGUUUCCAUCCUCAACAGAUGUCAUAUGUUAAAUGGAAAUGUGUCACUGUAAAAACUGUUGGGUAGCAUGUAAAUGAGCUUCUGGAUGAUUUCUGACUACAUUGUAAUAUUACAGUAGUUAACGUUACUGCAUUCACAUCAAAGUUUUAUAAUCGAGAUACAAAUUUCACCAAACACUUUGAGCAAAUCAGGAAAUGUGAUGAUGAGCGUCUAAAUAAUGUAUCAUCUAAAUUAAAUAAAGGCUU
This is a messenger RNA of Centropristis striata (black sea bass), 4299 nucleotides long. RefSeq lists its product as uncharacterized. Gene Ontology annotation, molecular function: GTP binding. The record is from RefSeq and is a predicted model, not a curated record. Gene Ontology annotation, cellular component: membrane. The transcript is spliced from 10 exons. NCBI's taxonomy places the organism in Eukaryota, Metazoa, Chordata, Actinopteri, Perciformes, Serranidae. Bases 1 to 3306 code for a protein of 1101 amino acids.